Molecule: messenger RNA, 444 nt
Organism: Closterium sp. Naga37s-1
Lineage: Eukaryota; Viridiplantae; Streptophyta; Zygnematophyceae; Desmidiales; Closteriaceae
Source: the annotation of a GenBank genome assembly
AUGGCAGCCAGCCCUCCCACCCCCCCGUCCCUUCUACCUACCCCCCACACUAGCAGCUGCGGGAGGGGAGAGGCAGGGCAAAGUGUGGUUCUCUGCUGGCGGGGUUCUCUGCUGGCGGGGUUCUCUGCUGGCGGGGUGCUGGUGCUGGCGGCUGGCGCUGGUGCUGAUUCUUGGUGCUGGCGGCUGGCGCUGGUGCUGGUUCCUGGUGCUGGCGCCUGGCGCUGGUGCUGGUUCCUGGUGCCUGGUGCUGGUGCCUGGUGCUUGGUGCUGAUGGGGCGCGCCGGCAUUCCGCCGCCACUCCCUUCCCCCGUUCCCUCCCCCCCCCACAGCGUUCCGCCGCCAAUCCCUUCCCCUCCUCCCUCUUCCCCCCACAGCGUUCCGCCGCCAAUCCCUUCCCCUCCUCCCUCUCCCCCCCACAGCGACCGCCGCUGCACACGCGAAUAG